Molecule: messenger RNA, 1578 nt
Organism: Populus nigra (black poplar)
Lineage: Eukaryota; Viridiplantae; Streptophyta; Magnoliopsida; Malpighiales; Salicaceae
Exons: 2
Coding region: 152-1321 (389 amino acids)
Source: RefSeq, a predicted model, not a curated record
AACUUCUGUGAAGCCUAUGACUGUUCGUUGAAGCUCUAUUUCUCAGAAACUCGAAACUCUUCAACAUACAAAUCAUUCACGUCUCUCUCUCUUUCUCAAAUUAUACUAAAAAGAUUCAAUCUUUCUCCUUGGAAGUAAAACUAGCGCUGAAAUGAUGGAAGACCCGUCUUCAAAAGAAGAGAUUACACGAGUCCUUAAAGUCCUAGAAGCUCUUAAACAAGCUUCCCAUGAGCUACAAACACUACCGAGCACCAACUUGACCGAGUCCAACUCACCUGCCAUUAAAGCUUUGUUAGAGCUCGAGACUGAGUCAGAUACAAUUCUCUCAAAAGACCCAUAUCUCUCUACUCUCUCUCAACACCUUACUAAGCUCAAAUCCCUUGUUGACACUCUACAGAAAUGCUGUGAUCAUGGCCUUAGAAGUUUUUUGACUCGCAGAGUCUUGAUUCAGUCUAUCUCCCGCGUUGCUGGGUCCAUCGAGUCGGAGAUUCAAGCUUGGAUUGAUCGUGAAAGUAUAGAGAGUUUGAUAAAAGGUUUGAACGAGCCGUUGCAAACUGAGGAAGAUGAUUUGGUGAGUUUGUUGAGUCAGUUUGGGGACCGAGUUUCACAAGGGUUUAACCGUGAGUUACAAGACUUGGUGCUUAAAUCAAAGAUUUUUUGUUUACUUGAAAGAGUUUUAUGUAACCCCAAUUGCUCAAAAAAGGUAAGAGAACAGUGUGCUUUUGUUGUUUCAGCUUUGAUUAGAUUUAACAAGGAUGUUUUUGCUGGUCAAGUGUUGAUGGGUCCUUUGAUUCAUGCUCUUGUCUCAAUGGCUUCUUGGGAAUCGAUGAAAGUACUCUGUUCAUUAAUCAAGUCAAUAAAAUCACCACUCGUUGACGAGAUCGAGUCUAAUGGUGAAAUCCCAAAAAUCAUUAGUUUCUUGGACUACAAAGACUUGCAUUGGAGAGUUGUAGCAAUGGAUUGCAUUCUUGAAAUUGGCUAUUUCGGCCGAAAAGAGGCCAUUGAAGCCAUGCUUAGAGAAGGGUUGAUAAAGAAGCUAAUGGAGUUGCAAAGAUCAGAACUUGGUGAGGAUUUGAUUGAUAUGGGAAUGUUUGAUGAUGAGAAAGAGAGAGGUAAAGGAGAGAAGAAGUUUUCAGAGAGUCAUCCAUUUGCAAGUUGUGUGGCAAGAUUUGCAGUUCACUUAGAGGUGGGAGAAGGGUUAAGGCAAAGAGAGAGGAGGGCAUUUAAGCAAGAGAUAUUGAAGAGAGUAAGGGAAGCUUGUGUUUCUGAUGCUGAGGCUGCUACUGUUAUAGCUGAAGUUCUUUGGGGUUCUUCACCUUGAAAUUGUGCAAUAACAAAUUUGGACUAGCAAGAAAUUGGAAAGGAAUCUGUGGAGAUUUUGGAACAAGGACCUUCUUUCUACAGUUUGGGAAAUCAUGCGGAUGAAUGUAUACUUUAAGCUUAAGCUUUAAUGCCUUGGAGGCUCGAGAUUUGGAGGGGGCAUCCUUGCUUGGCAUAUGCUGUUGGGCUUGAAGAUUCUAAUUUGUGUGCUUUCAUGGUCAACACACCGAGACAUUGAUAGAACUGACUAUUUCGUUC